AUGAUCCAUGAGCUGCUGCUGGUGCUGCGCAGCUACCUGGGUGGCCUCUUCGUGGACAGUGGCCUGCAAAUCAACCAGAAUUCCCAGAUUUUGCCCAAUAUAUCCCUGGGUUAUGACGUUUACGAGAACUAUUAUGAAGCAAGAAUGACUGCUGACGCCCUGAUGGACUUACUCUCCACCGGGCAAGCAAAUGUUCCAAACUACCUUUGUGGAACAGAGAAGAGGCUUCUGGCUGUGAUUGAAGGGGCCGAAUCUGAUAUUUCCAAUCAGAUUUCUACCAUGUCGAGCCUCUACAAAAUGCCACAGAUCAGUUACGGUUUUGUGUCUGAAACUCUGAAUGACAAAACCCGGUUCCCGUUCAUCUACCGGAUGGUCCCCAAAGAAGAUUACUUGUAUUGGGGAAUCGCCAAAAUGCUCCAACGUUUUGGGUGGAAUUGGGUCGGUCUCCUUGCCCCGGACACUAACAACGGCAAAAGAUUCCUGCAGACUUUGAACCCCAUAUUAACCAGCAACACAAUUUGCGUUGCCUUCUCAGUGAGCAUCCCAACCUUGUCCUGGAAAAUGAGUCUCCUACGCAAUGAACCAUUUGACUUGUGGAACCACGUCAGCGUUUUAAUAUAUUAUGGAGAAAUUCGCUAUUUCUACCACUUUAUACGCUUUAUUCAAAUCUCUGUUCAAAGUCACAUCAAGCCUCUCCUGGCGAAAGUUUGGAUCACCACGGCAACGUGGGACCUCUUCAUGAAUUUAUCUUAUGACAUUCUGUCUCCUCGGCAUCUCCAGGGUUUCUUCUCUUUCUUAAUCCAUGUUGGAAAAAGACCACGAUAUGAUGAAGCGUUUUUCAUCCCUAUGCAAAAGUUUGGCAGAAAGGCAUUUAAUUGUUCGUAUUCCAAACACGUCUUUUCUGUGAAAGGAAGGAUGAGGUGCCAGGAGAAUGAAGAUCUGGAGACCCUGCGGGAAGAGGUGGUAGAAAAAACUCUCUCUCUGGAUGGCUACGGCAUUUACAACCUCGCCUGGGCAGUCGCUCGGGCGUCACACGCUGCCUACUUAUCCAGGUCCAAGCCGAAAGCGAUGAAGGAAAGAGAUCGGAGGCUGAUCCUUCAGAAAUGGCAGCUUCAUCCUUUCCUGGGAGUUUCCCACUUCUACAAUACUUGCAUGAAGGGAGUUUUUCUGGAUGAGAAAGGGGACCUUGCUGCCAAAUUUGAUAUCGUGAACUGGAUGCCCUUUCCUAAUAAGUCCUUUGGGGCAGUGAAGUUUGGGAGGAUAGAUCGACCACGGGGGUCCAAAGAUCUGGAAUUCAUCCUUGACCAGGAGGUCACAAACUGGUCCCGGAAGUUUAACCAGUCUCUGCCUCGCUCCAGGUGUACCGAAAGUUGUCGUCCUGGCCAAGCCAAAGUGGUCCUGGAAGGAAGGCCUCUUUGCUGCUACGGGUGUGCUAUGUGUGCAAAAGGCACCAUCUCCACACAGGAAGAUGCAGAGAAGUGCACAAGAUGUCCAGAAGAUCAACAUCCAAAUAAAGAGCAAACCGAAUGCAUCCCCAAGAAAGUAACUUUCUUGUCUUACAAAGAAGACAUGGGGAUAAUCCUGGCUUCCUUUAGCCUCAUCUUGUCUUUGGUCACAGCAUUCAUCUUAGCAAUCUUCAUCAAAUUCUUAGAAACUCCCAUAGUCAAGGCCAACAACCGGGACCUCUCCUACAUCCUCCUGGUCUCUCUUCUAUUGUCCUUCUUGACUUCCCUCCUCUUCAUUGGUCGUCCAAGGGCAGCUACCUGCCUUCUCAGACAAACAUCCUUCAGCAUCAUCUUCUCUAUUGCAGUGUCUUCCAUCUUAGCCAAAACGAUUACAGUGGUGUUGGCUUUCCUGGCCACAAGACCUGGGAAUGCUGUGAGGAGAUGGCUGGGAAAGACUCUGGCCAAUUGUAUUGUCCUUUCCGGUUCUAGUCUCCAAGCGAUCAUCUGUAGCAUCUGGCUGGGAGUUUCUUCCCCAUUCCCUGAGGCUGACAUGCACUCCCAGCCAGAAGAGAUUGUCCUGAAGUGCAACGAAGGCUCUGUCACCAUGUUUUAUGGUGCCCUCUCAUACAUGGGCUUCUUGGCUGCCAUCUGCUUCACAGUGGCUUUCCUGGCCAGGAACCUCCCUGGGGCCUUCAAUGAAGCCAAGCUGAUCACCUUCAGCAUGCUGGUCUUCUGCAGUGUUUGGGUGUCUUUCGUGCCCACCUAUCUCAGCACCAAAGGAAAGUACAUGGUGGCCGUGCAGGUCUUCUCCAUCCUGGCCUCCAGUGCUGGACUGGUGGGCUGCAUGUUCAUUCCCAAAUGCUACAUCGUUUUGAUACGACCGGACCUGAACACAAAGGAACAGCUAACAGCAAAAAGUAGAGAUGGUUUGAGCGUGAAUGCAAAGUAA
Molecule: messenger RNA, 2394 nt
Organism: Ahaetulla prasina
Lineage: Eukaryota; Metazoa; Chordata; Lepidosauria; Squamata; Colubridae
Product: vomeronasal type-2 receptor 26-like
Exons: 6
Coding region: 1-2394 (797 amino acids)
Biological process (GO): G protein-coupled receptor signaling pathway
Cellular component (GO): membrane
Molecular function (GO): G protein-coupled receptor activity
Source: RefSeq, a predicted model, not a curated record